AUGGCCAUCAAGGAGGAUCUCGAAGGCAUGUUACCCCCAGGCCUCGCAGAUGCGGCCCUGAACAUACCUGGUCUUGGUGCCGUCCUUCAGCUCUUCCUCAACAAGCUCGGAUUCGACGUCGGGAGUACGAUGUCAUUGUACCUCCUAUUGUUCGGACUUUGGCAAGGAGCGCAGUACAUGUAUGGUCUGGGACACAGUUAUCUGUUGGAUCACGGUACUGCGGCCAUUCGCAUCAAUGACGAUGAUGAUUUGUAUGCUCACUUCAUCUCCUGGAUAUCGGCACAGCGUAUGACGGCAAUCAGCCGGGAUCUAGUAGCUUCUUCGAGAAAGCCGAAAGCCCGUUCUGACGACAGUGAUGACGGGGACUCAGAUGAGGAAGAUGACGAUGAGGCUCUCGGUGAGUCUGGUAUCUUCAAUUACGACAAAUGGACUGGCACGAACCCGGUGUACUACGAGCCCAAUCUCGGUGACGACAGCUUCACCCAUGACGGCCACUAUUUUCAGUUCAAAAAAGAUUCCCAGGAGAACAAAUAUGCGGAGCGGAUCGACUACUUCAUUGUUAUACGCUGCAUGGGGCGUAGCACACAGCCCAUCAAGAACCUGAUCGCUCAUGUAAAGGAGUGGUCGGCAAACAGAACCAAAACCGUCACCAACAUCCAUCGGGCUGAUGCACGGCAUGGAGGUUACUGGGAGUGUCAAGCCCAACGUCCCUCGCGACCCAUCAGUACGGUCACUCUGGAUAUCUCGCAAAAGGAGCGGAUCAUCGCAGACAUCAACGAAUAUCUCCACCCAGCUACUGCGCGGUGGUAUGCAGCACGAGGCAUUCCACACAGACGAGGGUACCUUUUCCACGGGCCUCCGGGCACUGGCAAGACGUCGUUGAGCUUCGCGCUAGCCGGUGUGUUUGGAUUGAGAGUCUACUGUGCCUCAUUGAGUGAGCGUAACAUGGGAGAAUCUGACCUUGCGUCUCUGUUCAGCAUGCUUCCGAGUCGGUGUAUCGUCCUCUUGGAAGAUAUCGACUCGGCCGGUAUCCAGCGAGACAAGGGCGUUACAGCCGCAGAGCCUGAAUCUGAGACAGAAUCUGUAUCUGAUGCUGUAGCAGAGACUGAACCGCCACUAUCAGAGCAACACCCUCAGCAGGAAGACAAGUCGGACAAGAAAGCCGACGACAUGAUCAAAAUCGAAAAGAACAAGUCCUUCCGCCGCAAACUCACCCAAUCCCUCCGCACCCGCAAAACCCCAAAGACAGACAGCGAAACAACAACCCUGGUCUCGACAAAAGACGAAAUCCCCGCUUCCCCAACCACACAGCAACAACAGCCCCAACAGACCCCAAGCAUCCAAACCAAAACCUCCACCCCCAGCCCUCCCCCCGAGCCCCCAAGCGAAGAUACAAAAUCCAAAAUUUCCCUCGCCGGCCUCCUCAACAUCAUCGACGGCGCCGCCUCAAACGAAGGCCGCGUCCUAAUCAUGACGACAAACUACCCCGAGAAAUUAGACUCUGCCCUCAUCCGGCCCGGCCGCGUAGACUUGCAAAUCAAAUUCACACUAGCGACCCGCGAGCAGAUGCAGGAGAUAUUCCGCCGCAUGUACAGUAAUGACGCGGAUGUUGUUAUGAAACCUAAGAAUACGAACAAGACACCUACUGCUGCUGGAGUAAAGAAGAAGAAACAACAGCAUGCGAGUAAAGCCGGUGUUGCGGGCGGUAUUACAGUGCCAUUGCGACCUAGUUUCGUGACAUUAGAUCCGAAGAGGUUGAACGCCAUGGCGAAGCAGUUUGCGGAGAGUUUGCCAGAGGAUACGUUUUCGCCCGCGGAGAUUCAGGGGUAUUUGCUUAUGCGCAAGACGGAUCCUGAGGGGGCGUUGAGUGGGGUGCAGGAGUGGAAGGAGGCGUUGAUGGAGGCGAAGAAGAAGGGGAAGAAGGUUGUUGAGAUCAAGUAA
This is a messenger RNA of Pyrenophora tritici-repentis Pt-1C-BFP, 1941 nucleotides long. RefSeq lists its product as uncharacterized. Gene Ontology annotation, biological process: protein insertion into mitochondrial inner membrane from matrix; mitochondrial respiratory chain complex III assembly. Gene Ontology annotation, cellular component: mitochondrial inner membrane. The record is from RefSeq and is a predicted model, not a curated record. NCBI's taxonomy places the organism in Eukaryota, Fungi, Ascomycota, Dothideomycetes, Pleosporales, Pleosporaceae.